Messenger RNA from Anopheles darlingi, 2620 nucleotides. Its product is annotated as oocyte zinc finger protein XlCOF6-like. Gene Ontology annotation, molecular function: RNA polymerase II transcription regulatory region sequence-specific DNA binding; zinc ion binding; DNA-binding transcription factor activity, RNA polymerase II-specific. Bases 16 to 2337 code for a protein of 773 amino acids. The record is from RefSeq and is a predicted model, not a curated record. Gene Ontology annotation, cellular component: nucleus. NCBI's taxonomy places the organism in Eukaryota, Metazoa, Arthropoda, Insecta, Diptera, Culicidae. Gene Ontology annotation, biological process: regulation of transcription by RNA polymerase II. The transcript has 3 exons.
CAUCGAUCUGCGCGGAUGGAUGGCAUAAAGAAGCCGGCCGGUGAAAGCCGCCGCAAAAUCGUGUGCCGCUUUUGCUCCACGCUGGUGCCACCAAGACGGGCUGUUUACCUCUUCUCGCCAGCGAACGAAAACACUGCAGCAGGAGAAACGAACCGAACGAUCGCUGAUGAUGUAGCCGAGUUUGCGGAUGUUACGCUUAGCAACGACGAUGACGAUUGCUCCAAGUAUAUAUGCACCGGCUGUGUGAAUGUGCUCGGGGCCGGGCUUCAGCUGCGCCGCGAAAUCCGUAUCAGCGAGAAGGUCGUUGAAACCGUGUUACAAUCCAUUGAGGUACAGGCAGGCUCUCCGAAAUGGGAUCACAACUAUGGCACGCUAGAGUACUUGGAAGAGUACGAGGACGAAAUCGAAGGCAGUAUCGCAGCGAUUGCCGGAUCCAACUGGAGUGUUCUGGAGGAAAGUGUCCAGAAUAAAGCCGCAAUCAAGGCGAAAAGCACCACCGUGAUGAAUGACGACGGAUCUCAGGAGGAAAGUAGCCCAAAUAACAUUGUUUAUGGAGAUGACGAAACGCUACAGGAUGACAUUUCCACGGAGCAACUAUUGGAACAGGAGGACGACAUGAUUCCGUACACUUUUUCGGAGGUUGGCAAAUUUGCGUUUGUUAAACCACCCGCCGAUCUGGUCAGCAACAGUAUAACGUUCAAAGACUUCGAGUAUCUAGAGAUCGAUGGUGAACGGUGUUGUGGCUGCUCCUACAUUGCGCAUACGCACGAUGAACUGAUGGCGCACGCGGCACAGGUACACUCGCAGAACUACUAUCCGGACAGUAGCUACACCUGCCCUACCUGCUAUCAAAAGUUCCCAACAGAGGAAGAACUAUCGAACCACGCUCUCUACUAUUUGACCAACGAUGUGUUCCUGUGCAGUUUGUGCCAGUAUGCGUUCAACUUCAAGAGCCAUCUUAUGCAGCACCAGAAACAGGAACACCAACAGCAGAAGCAGCAAACGGGAAUAAAAAGGAAAGAUCAAAAGUCGUUCAAGCAAGAUGCAAAGAGAGCCAUGAUAUCGAAAAAGAUUUACGAGAUUCCGGAGGAACCGUUCAUCAAGGAGGUGAUUGAUCAUCAGCAUUAUCGGGAGUACCAUCUCAAGGGGGAGCGAUGCUGUGCAUGCGAUAUGCUACAAGAAUCGCUGCACGAUCACGCGAAUGAAAUGCAUCGGCAGCUGGAGAACAUGCUCGAGACUGUGGAGGGCGUAACGAAGUGUGCCGUAUGUCAGCGAACGUUUGCCUCCGAUUGUGAGCUGAUAGUGCAUGAGGAGCAGCGUCGAAUGUUGAACCAAGUAUAUGAGUGUAGCACAUGUGCCCAGACUUUCGGCAAACGACUCCUGAUCAUGAAGCAUCUGCUGCAACAUAACGCACAGGAGCAAACCAAAAGCCAGAUAAUUAAUGAUGAUGAUGCAAAGCGAUCGUCCCCAGCAGACGUCGUGGAAGAGAGUGUGGAGGAAGAUACAGCGUUACGGGCCCUUCCAGCGGUAAUGGAUGAUUCGGAAAACCGGAAUGCCGUUGGAUUACAGUGCUUCCCCUGCUGCUUCAAUCGGUGCCACCAAUCGUAUCCUUCCGAGAAGGAGCUAUUGGAACACGUCCACGAAAAGCAUGCCGGACGCCAGAAGGAGAAUGAAAUGACCCGUGAAAAGAACCGACCGAACGCAGAUCCGACCCUCGUAUGUCCCAUUUGUCAACGAUGGUUCGAAUCGGAGGAAAAGUUAACCUCCCAUCGGAUGUACAAGUUGCGCGUCGAGAGACUUUCCUGUCGUCACUGUGAUCGCCAGUUCGUGAGAGCGCAGGCACUAUCGGAACACCAGCUGCGCGAACAUUUUAAUCUUCCCACUCAGUUUACCUGCACGACCUGUGACAAGCAGUUUCAGAAUCGCCAUUCACUGACCCAACACAAGCGGACGCAUGAGCCAUCCAGUAACACCCCUUGUUUGGUUGAGGGCUGCGAAAUGGUGUUCCGUGAUGAGCGUCUAAUGCGUCGCCACUAUCGGAAUGUGCACACCGAGUACACACCAUACGCGUGUGAAGAUUGUGACCGACAGUUCCGCACGAAGGAAGCUUUCGUUCUGCACCGACGAAGUCACACCGGAGAACGACCGUUCCACUGCCGCUUCGAUGGCUGUAAUCGUACCUUUGGCCACGGUACGGACCGUCGACGGCACGAACGAUCGGCACAUACGGGUGAGCGACCGCACAAAUGUAACCAGUGUGAAUCAUCGUUCUUGCGUGCCCGAGAGUUACGCAUUCAUCAGGAGCGUACACACAAGCCGUUGCCUCCGGGACCGUAGAUCGCAAAGUUUCGUUUGAAUUUUAUUCCGUUGUAACUGUCCUUUUGAAGAAUUAAAAAUAUUUUUAUUAAAUGCAUUACUAAACUAGUGCACCAGCCAACCCUAGUUUAUCUUAAGUAAUCAUUAACCAUAGAACUGAUACGAUUGGGAUGAAAUCGUUCGAAUAGUAACCCUCUUUAGUUCUCUAGUCCAUUUAUUAACGUGUCCAGCAAAACAUACAUUCGCUACAAUACAAUACAAAAGUCACAAACAUGAGGAUCAAUCGCUAAUAAUAAAAAAGGAU